UGAGUCAAGUCGGGCAAUUAUGUCAAGAAGUAUCUCUCAAUUUAAUAAUGCGAUGGAGGAAUUCUGCCGCGGAAACAGAGAUGAGUUAGACGAUCGUAAGGUUGUUUCUGCGCAGGAUGGAGUCGAAGUCAAUGACCCUUCGUCUAGAGGUAAGCUAUAAACUGUUUCUGGAUCAUUCCAGCACUGAAGGUGCGCUAAAAGUUUCAGGUAACACUCGCACUUAUUUCACAAAGUAAUUCCUCGUCUUGAAUAAAUCAGGGUAGAAAUAUAAUCUGUUUUUCUUGUACAACAGUCAUUGCUUGUGGCCGUAGCAAAGCGCAUUUUUAUUUGUCCAAAACUGACGGGCUUGGCUCUUAGAACUUCACACAAACGUUUGGCGGACCAAGAGAGCCUUUUAAACAAUAGAAAUAAAUUAAUUGUGAGUUUCACACCGGUAGAUAUCCGCAGCAUUUUGCUUUUAGUCAACAUACUACGCCCAUAGUUUCCUUUUACAAUUAUCCCGUUCAGUGUACAGGAUAUUUUGCCAAAUAAUCGUUGAUUCUCGUUGUCCAAACAAAAGGUUGUGCCUUGAAGAGAAAGAGAGUUGAAGAAACCGAGACCACGGCGGAAGAGCUAAGCAUUACUAAGAGACGGCACCGUACAACCUUUACUCAAGCGCAGCUAGAUGCUCUCGAAGAGGCAUUUAAUCGCUCACAAUAUCCCGAUGUAUUCACAAGAGAGCAGCUUGCGAAAGGAAUCAACUUGAAUGAAGCUCGCGUUCAGGUAAGGCAAUUAAUGGGUGAGUUUAGCUAAACGUUCUCUAGCCUUCGCCCCUGGCUUGAGGUAAUAUAGUCAAUAACAAUCUUUGUUUUUGCCAUUAGCCUUAAUUAAUUUGACACAAAGCACUUCGGGUUCCUCACUCGAGAUUCCAACCACACGAAUCCUGUCAUUCAAAAAGCUUUUGGAAUUAUUAAUACUUGAUGUAUACCGGGUGAGAAAUAUUUCGUUUUCUGGCAUUUUAUUCCACAACGCGUACUUGAGUUAAUCCUGCGCGGUGGUUUUCAGUAGAUGGCUUGUGAGUCAGGUUUCGGCGCAUGCGCAUAAGACGUUACACCUGUUCUUAAUGCACGUGCAAUUGUUAGCGCGAACAUUGACUUUAAUUAGCAGCUGUUGAAAUUUAUUACGAAAAGUAAACUUAUCACAUAUCUCGCAAAAUUUUACGUCCUCUUUGUAGCUUGUUACAUGGCGUUCAACUUGGAAAAAGCUGAAAAAAAUUGCCCCAAAUUUCAGAGGAAUUUUCUUCAACAAAAACUCAAAAGAUUGCAUUUCUCUGCUUAAAAGUAGAGGCAGAUUGUCAAGGAAUUUGUUUACUUUACUUGAAGAAUUUGGCACAUUUAUUAUUCAAAAAGUGCCUUUUGUAUCAACAUGAAUAAGGGAGCCAUUUGUUUUGUGAAAGCGUAAAUGACAAUUUUAAUUUCUUAAUUUUGGCACUGACAAACAGGGUAAAUUUAGAUAUGAAGAACCGGACGGACAGUAAAAAUUAAAUUAAAUUAAAACUGGUGCUAAAACACUCAUGGGCCAAACCAAUAUUCCUAAUUACUUUGCCAGCGUUUUUUGAGGUUUUGGUUGAGGUUCCACAACAUUGUCAUUGCUCUUCGGUUAACAUAAUUUAAAACCAAUAAGUGUUGGCUCUUAUCCAGGGUGCCUCUUAAUUCGAAUGUUAUUCAAAAACACUUACUAGGAGCUUGAUACAUGGCCUUGUUCUUUAGGUGUAAAGAGGAUUACAAAGGAAAACCUGCUAAAGAGGAUUAAAUAAACUUUUGAAAGCUGGCAAUAAUUUCUGGUCUCAGUUGAAAUCCAGUGCAUACAGUCAGUUAGUAAAAAGGAUGAUAGCUACAACAAAAUUUGAAAAGUAUGGUAUUGUUAAAACUCUGGUUUUAAACAAACACCAGUUAAGAUCAGAGUGGAUCAUUUUCAUUAUUUUUUGCUUCCUUUCAUCUGGUCCCUUUGUUGUCCCCGAAAGCCAACCUGUUUUUUUCUUUUUUCGUAAAUUUUUAAGCGGAAGGCGUUGUAUAGAGUUACAGGAGAUAAAAAAACCUAACCGUUAUCUAUCCAAAAAAGUGAGACGGCAAAGCUAACUAUAUCUAUUAAAACUUAUCAAGUUGAUGGGGCGAGAAAAAAGGCACAAACAGCAGAUUAUCAGGCUUCUUCCUCUUUCAACGUUUCCUUCGGAUUUUAAAACUGAAUAAUGCAAUCUUCAAUGAUUUUCACGCGUUAAUUAUUAUCGGAGUAUGUGCUCGAUAAUCUGAUAUCUUUAUUUAAUUAUAUGAAAGGUUAUUUCUACGAAGAAUAUCUUUAAGCCUCGAGCAUCGCUUUCAGACAGGUUGGAGCUUUUCCAAGUGUAAACUUGGCAAAUUUUUCGCCCCGUAGCAUUUUGGCCAAAACACCAUAUAAACAUCUUUCGUAAUAUAAAAUAAUUUUAAAUUUCUCAGAAUCCUAGCUAGGUUCAUUCGCAAAAUUUCCCUCAGUUCCAAUGUUUAUCUUCAGAAAAAAAACAUAUUUAGUAUUUAUAUAACUGAAGCAAUCGUUAACAAAAUGACCUAACUAAGCUAUAAAUAUUUUCCUUAUUUAUUUAAUUUCGAGUUAGAUGUAAUUAAUCUUUGUUGAUUUUUAGUUUUUUCACAAACGUACACAACUUUUGUCUUCUGUAGUUUUCACGGUGUCCAAAUCUCGAAUAUUUUGAGUAUUAGCUUCAUUUUUCAAUCACAACUGUGAUCUGUAAAAUAUAAUUGAAGUUCAACACAUUUUACACAUUGGACCAAGUAAUAGGUUACUUAAAUUACGGGGCUGUCCAUUCAGUAGUCUUUUCCUAUUUCUUUGUAAACGGAUAAACUUCGUUAUCCUGACAAAUCAGUUCAAAGCCUAACCAACAAAGGUUUAUUGGAUAUGUAUGUUUCACCAUAUCGCACGUGGUAUGAAUAUUUCAAGUGGACAAGCCGCGUAUUCUCUGUUGAACAACAGCUCGGCGGGCGAGCAAAUUUGUUUCAUUAGUCCGCAAGCGGGCGUCUAAUAAGCUGGAUUUAGUUUUCUAAGUAGCUAUUACGAGCGUGAAAUUUCUUGUCUUGUUGUGGCAAACAAUUUACGGCUGAUACAAAAGAUAUAUUCGCGGUAUUGAAAUGAUCCAAAACACCCGCAGCAAGUUAGUGUAAUUAUUAUAACAAGGACCAAAACGCGAUGUUGUAACUGGUAGUAUAAAGCCGUGAGUGAAGGCUAGUACAUUCAGUAAUGACAAUGGUAAACAUCAAGUGCCCAGGCUUAUAAAACGUAAUAUUUUCUACAGAUUCAUUCAUUACUUCCGAGUUCGGAAGAGAAAGCGAUUUUGUGCCCAGACUUAUAAAACGUAAUAUUUUCUACAGAUUCAUUCAGCAAAAAACAUGAGCGUAAAAGCGGAGCAUCAUUAAAGGCAAUACAUUAAUAGCAGCAUUUCUCAAUGCACAAACUGUUGGAUUUGAUCGGAGUUGAGACACCCAAGGGUCUAAAACCUUAAUAAAAGCGUGAGGACAAGGACGGGACUAAAGAUUGGAUUGCGAGACAGAACAACCGAGUUACUGUGCCAAAAAUAAGCACUUUUCACAUUAGCGUUCACUUCUUCCUAUCUAUUAGCCGCUGAGCAAUAUGGGAAUGAGUGGCGGAAAAAGAUUCAGGGACAUAAAUGUUUCAACACUUGGAAAUAUUACUCGUUUCUGCAUCUGGUGCAUACUCGUAAAAAAAUUACUUCCGAGUUCGGAAGAGAAAGCGAUUUUGUGCCCAGGACAUUUUAAGCCUGAUUUUCAAGUUUAGCUUAGCCGUGGAAUUAUUGUGUUGAGUCUUGAUUAAGAUGUCUGAGAAAUAAUUCGAAAUAUUUAUGACUAUCAGCUAUUGUAAUGAACGAAUAUGUUUGAUUCUAGAACAUCGAUAUCAUGCUUGAUUUAGCAAGAUAGGCUCUGGAUUUCGACAACUACGGUAUAUUUAUGCUAUUUGAAAUUUUGUGUCUGCGUGCGAAAACCUUUUUUAGCUUAGUUAUGGUCCGUCUAAAAUAGUCUCAAGAUUGGUAUCAAAUCACUUUAACUGUCAUCUUUAACUUUCAGAAUGAACUUUUACAACGCUGCCAAUUUUUACCCCCCUGCCAGUGACAGUGUCGUGUUUUAUGUAUAGAUUUAAUUUCAUUCCAUAGAGCUGGGAAAGCUUGUUUUAGAAGAAAACAUUUUCACAUCCCCAUUAUUGUGCAGUUUAGAUGAUACAACCAGCUCACCUUGACCGUUUCUAAUUGAAGCCAUUGUUUUCACACGUGUCUCAUUAACUCUAUGUACCUUUUAUAUCCUUUGCAACUAAACUUUUUUAUGCAGUUUAUUACCUCGACAAUGACUAAGUUGUAUGUUGGUCUAGUGUUUUUUUAAUGGCUGUUUCAGAGGCUUAUGACAUUCCCUUUCUGUACGGCCUCUUCUGAAAAUAGACCCUCCGAUUUCUCAAAAACAAAUUCAGUCCUGCUAUUUUUUUAAUCAAGGUUUUCUUUUCAGAAUUCGAAGUGCUUGGCUAACUUCACGCUAAAUUAUUGCCAUAGGUUAUUGAAAAGUUAUAUGAAUUCUCCAGAAUAGUAAUUCAAAAUCUAGGAUUCUUGAAUAAAUUUUGUUCAAUACGUUGCUUAGAAAUUAAGCAAAACAAACCUAAGAAAGUUCGAGCUACAGAUCCGCUCUCGCUUUUGGCGAUCAUUGUCAAAUACGCGCUCCAGCUACGGCAGCGUCACUGCUUCUCCGUCCUACUUUAUUACUUUUUCGCGGCUUGCGGAAAGUAUUAUCUUGUAAUAAAUCAACCCAAUCAGAAGAAUCAGAAUCAACAGGCUAACAUUAGCUCUCUGUCUUUUCUUUUUCUUAGGUUUGGUUUCAAAAUCGUCGGGCAAAACACCGAAAACAAGAAAGACAGAAUCCGCGAGCAACUUUACCAUAUCAUCAUACGGGCAUUUAUUAUCCACACGAAGCGCUUUACCCUCCAACUUCUCCUCUAUAUUUCCCAGUUCCACCGAUGGCCUGCUCGAUCAACUCGUUACCAGGUUCCAAAGCCACUCAUGAUAGUUAUGGCUCAUCUUCGCAUUCUGUCCGCUCUCCCUGCCGCUCGUGCCCUCCUGGAAGUUCGUGUUGCACUGCGGGUCCUGUGCCCACUUCCUCGUGGAGCCCCGUUUUCUCUCGGUCGCUGUCACCAUCAAAGCCGAACCUAUUGUGCGACAAAGAAGGACCGAAGCCACAUACGGCACUUGGUAUAGGACGUAGUGAAUGGUCAGCGAAGAGCCUAGCGCUUUUACGAAUGCGAGCACAGAACUACAGUCACAUUUUUGGGCCGUCUUGCUUUUCGUAA
Messenger RNA from Porites evermanni, 5367 nucleotides. The record is from the annotation of a GenBank genome assembly. NCBI's taxonomy places the organism in Eukaryota, Metazoa, Cnidaria, Anthozoa, Scleractinia, Poritidae.